UCUUUUGGUGUCCGGAUUUCUUUAGUCUGUUUGGCUUAUUUCUGCCAAUAAUUCUGUAUACCGAACUUGCUCUUCAUUCAUCCAUCCAGCUUUUGUUCAACACAACACUUCAUCAAGAUUUCUAUUUUCAGCUGUCCAAUAUGCGGCCUCCUAUACCCAGAUUUUUCCAUUGGAAUCUGGGUUGCACCACAAAUUUCAAUCUGAGGAAUUGUGCUACAAGAUUGCUGUUUCAAUCUAUACACAGCAAUGCACAGGGUUCCAUUGGUCAUUAUGUAGACAAUUCUUUGCUAAACACUUACUCGACUUCAUCGUGUGGAAUACUGCGAGAAGAUGUUGCGAAAGAUGGUGCAUCGAACAUGUUGGUUGAUACUUUUGGAAGGCUGCAUACUUAUUUGAGGAUAUCCUUGACUGAACGCUGCAAUUUAAGGUGCCAGUAUUGCAUGCCGGCUGAUGGUGUUGAACUCACUCCUAACCCGAAAAUUCUAACACGGAGUGAAAUUAUUCGCGUAGCGAAUUUGUUUGUCAGCUCCGGGGUGGAUAAAAUUCGUUUGACUGGUGGAGAGCCAACAAUCCGGAAGGAUUUUGAGGAUAUUUGCCUAGAGCUUUCAAAAUUGAAGGGACUGAGGACACUUGCCAUAACUACAAAUGGGAUUACUUUAGCACGGAAGCUUGCUCGAUUGAAAGAAUGUGGAGUUAAUUUGGUUAACAUUAGCUUGGACACAUUGGUUCCAGCGAAGUUUGAGUUCAUGACUAGACGCAAAGGACAUGAAAGGGUGAUGGAGUCGAUUCGGACUGCAAUAGAUGUUGGUUAUAAUCCAGUUAAAGUGAAUUGUGUGGUAAUGCGUGGAUUCAAUGAUGAUGAGAUUUGUGAUUUCAUAGAGUUGACACGUGAUAAACCAAUCAAUGUCCGGUUUAUUGAGUUUAUGCCUUUUGAUGGGAAUGUUUGGAAUGCCAAGAAGCUUGUACCGUACAAGGAGAUGUUGGACAUUGCGGUUAAACGAUUUACAGGGCUUCAAAGAAUUAAGGAUCAUCCAACGGAGACAGCUAAGAAUUUCUGUAUCGAUGGGCAUCAGGGCAGAGUUUCGUUCAUUACAUCAAUGACCGAGCACUUUUGUGCUGGUUGCAACAGGUUGAGGCUUUUGGCAGACGGGAAUUUUAAAGUCUGCCUUUUUGGUCCCUCGGAGGUUAGCUUGAGGGAUCCCAUUCGUUGUGGUGCUGACGAUGAUGAACUAAGGAAGAUUAUUGGUGCUGCAAUCAAAAGGAAAAAGGCUUCUCAUGCUGGAAUGUUCGACAUAGCAAAAACACCGAACAGACCAAUGAUACAUAUCGGUGGCUGAGGCUUAACUAUUCUUUCAUAUGCAUCAGUUCAAAAUGCUCCCUUCUGUUAACGACAAUAUGUGUUUAGCAUACAAAUUUUCUGCUUUAUCCCGAGGAGAGUGCAAUCAUAUCACCUUUCUGCUUAUGCAUCCAUAAGCAAUAUAGAUAACAUCAUAACAAGAUUUCAUUCCAUUUGCUUUUCAGUGCCUUGAGAUUAUGAUGUCUUACUUUGUUGUUCAUUGCUGUUAGACUAAUCUUUUACUCAUAAUCUAGACUUCCAUUCCAUA
Molecule: messenger RNA, 1604 nt
Organism: Ipomoea nil (Japanese morning glory)
Lineage: Eukaryota; Viridiplantae; Streptophyta; Magnoliopsida; Solanales; Convolvulaceae
Product: cyclic pyranopterin monophosphate synthase, mitochondrial
Exons: 6
Coding region: 141-1337 (398 amino acids)
Biological process (GO): Mo-molybdopterin cofactor biosynthetic process
Molecular function (GO): 4 iron, 4 sulfur cluster binding; GTP 3',8'-cyclase activity; cyclic pyranopterin monophosphate synthase activity
Source: RefSeq, a predicted model, not a curated record